AUGGCCGGCGAACCUCAACCAGCAAAGAAACGCCGUUUGCCCUUCAAGCCACCAAGCCGCACCCCAUCAACAAGCGCGGGACCAUCAUCUUCUGCGUCCAAAGCAGCCCCCAAAGGCAAGGCCAAGCAAAAUACCGCCAAAGCCUCCUCUUCAGCAUCAGCACCCAAAUCAGCAAACCGCAAAUCUACAUCCUCCGCCAAGCGUCCACGCGCCGAAUCCCCGCCCGCAUCUGCAUCCGCCUCCGACGGAGCUUCUGACUCAGACUCCGAGGCAUCCAGUCGCAGUCGCGAGAGGUCGCUCUCCGAAGAACCGGAUUACAUCCUCGCGGAGAUCAUCACGAAUAACCAGACCGAGGAUGUCGCCUCGAGCGAUCCUAAAAUUCCGCCGAAAUUGCUUACUCGACUCCUGCAUCACCAUUUCCAGAACGAGAAGACAAAGGUCGCGAAGGAUGCCAAUGAGGUUGUGGCCAAGUAUGUCGAUGUCUUCGUGAGGGAGGCUAUCGCUCGUGCUGCAUAUGAACGGGCGGAGACGGACGGUGCCGGAGGUGGAAGGAGUAUCGGCGACGGCUUUCUGGAGGUUGAGGACCUGGAGAAAAUGGCGCCGCAGCUUACGAUGGAUUUCUGA
This is a messenger RNA of Penicillium cinerascens, 624 nucleotides long. Its product is annotated as CENP-X/MHF2 family protein. Gene Ontology annotation, biological process: DNA repair; resolution of meiotic recombination intermediates; kinetochore assembly. Gene Ontology annotation, cellular component: FANCM-MHF complex; Fanconi anaemia nuclear complex. The transcript has 2 exons. The coding region runs from base 1 to 624 and encodes 207 amino acids. Lineage: Eukaryota; Fungi; Ascomycota; Eurotiomycetes; Eurotiales; Aspergillaceae. The record is from RefSeq and is a predicted model, not a curated record.